CAUCACCACAAGCAUAAGCAUCAGCAUCAGAUCAAAAACUUGAUUACUAUCACUUCACAUCCCAGGUUCCUGCAUCUUAUCUCUGCAGUAAAAGGUAAUCAAUCAACCCCGAUCACGACAUUUCACGCCAAACGGCAAACGGCAAACGAUCAAUCAUUGGGCCGACGAAGACAUGUCGGCGGUACCGAAGAUCAAGCUUUAUGUGGAUACGGUUAGUCCGUUUGGGUAUGAGGCUUAUUGGAUCUUGAGGCACGAUCCUGUUUUCUCGAAAUGUGAGAUUGAGUAUGUGCCUAUCUUCUUAGGAGGAGUUAUGAAAGCGUGUGGGAAUCCGACGCCGAUUAGUAUCAAGAACAAAGGCACGUGGAUCGGCACCGAGCGUCUCCGCUGGGCGAAAGCCUUCAACGUCCCGAUGAAAAAGGAUAUCCCGCCCAAUUUCCCGCCGAUGACGCUGACGAUCAUGAGAGGGAUGUGUGCGCUGACGCUUCUGCAUCCGGGGAAGGAGGGGCAGGGGAUGUUGAUUAGGUGUUUGGAUAGGCUGUUUGAGGCGUAUUGGGUGGAGCAUCGGAGGACUUUUGAGAAGGAUGUUUUGGCUGAGGUUUUGACUGAGGUUGUGGGGAAGGAGGAGACUGAGAAGAUCUUAGCGAUGGUCCCAAAAGAAGGCAAGGAAUUACUGGCCAAGAACAGCGAUCUAGCCUUCAAGGAUGGAGCGUUUGGGCUUCCGUGGUUCAUGGCUACAAAUUCAAAUGGCGAGACGGAAGCCUUUUGGGGUGUGGAUCAUCUCGGGCAGGUUGCCCAGCAUUUAGGGAUUGAGAAACCGCAGAUGGGAGGUUGGAAGGCUUUGCUUUGAAUGGGAGUGGUGAGAUCGCGUAUGAGCUUGACUUUAGCUUUGAGAUUUUGGUGGGGGAGCGAUUGAGGAGGUGUGGUUAUGGGUAAGAAUAGAGCGAGGUUGCUGCGAUUGAGAAGAGUGACGUUUGUAUAUACUAAAGGUCUUGGCUUUGCUCCCCUGUGUGGUGCGUCUUGAAUGCUUUCAAGUCGAAAGCAGCUUUCCAGGGCCUGUUUUAUUCUGCGGCUUAUUUCAUUCUUUAGAUAUGAAACAACAAGACACAAUGUUGAAUAGAAGAACUGGUCAAGUCCC
Messenger RNA from Mollisia scopiformis, 1135 nucleotides. Its product is annotated as 2-hydroxychromene-2-carboxylate isomerase-like protein. Gene Ontology annotation, biological process: glutathione metabolic process. Gene Ontology annotation, cellular component: peroxisome; mitochondrion. Gene Ontology annotation, molecular function: glutathione transferase activity; glutathione peroxidase activity. The transcript is spliced from 4 exons. Bases 173 to 847 code for a protein of 224 amino acids. The record is from RefSeq and is a predicted model, not a curated record. NCBI's taxonomy places the organism in Eukaryota, Fungi, Ascomycota, Leotiomycetes, Helotiales, Mollisiaceae.